This is a messenger RNA of Clarias gariepinus (North African catfish), 3976 nucleotides long. RefSeq names its product docking protein 7b (gene dok7b). Lineage: Eukaryota; Metazoa; Chordata; Actinopteri; Siluriformes; Clariidae. Gene Ontology annotation, biological process: positive regulation of protein tyrosine kinase activity; neuromuscular junction development. Gene Ontology annotation, molecular function: protein kinase binding. Bases 125 to 2266 code for a protein of 713 amino acids. The record is from RefSeq and is a predicted model, not a curated record. The transcript has 13 exons.
GAAAAGUGCAGGAGAGGGAGAGCAGUGUAUACCAUGUGCACACAGCCGUUAAAGUUAUUUUGAACUGGCCACACACACACACACACACACACACACACACAGCUGUCAGGAACCAUGACACAAGAUGACCGAUACAGUGGUCGUCGAGGGACAAGUGAGACUCCGAGAAGGGAAAAAGUGGAAGAACAGAUGGCUGGUUCUGCGAAAGCCCUCUCCAGUAGCAGACUGCCUGUGUGUGCUGGUCUAUAAGGAGCGCAGUAAAGGGCAGAGGGAGAAGAGCCAGCUCACCCUGGGUGAUAUCUGUGGCCUGGAGCUCCUACAGGGUUUUGAAGGUGUGAACUACGCACUUACCCUCCUCUGCCUCACGCAGUCCCUUACACUCGGCUUCGACAGUCGGGAAAACCUCCUGGCCUGGGAUGCACGGAUCCGCUACAGCCUCGGAGAGGUCCACAGGUUCACUGUACAUGUCCAGCCGGGCACUAAGCUGGAGAGCGGUGCAGCCUCCCUUCAUCUGUGUAAUAACCUGCUCGCUAUAGCUCGAGACAUCCCUCCAGCAGUUAUUGCACACUGGAGACUGACUGACCUGAGACGUUAUGGAGCAGUGCCGAAUGGGUUUAUCUUUGAGGGAGGAACACGAUGUGGCUUUUGGACCGGUGUCUUCUUCCUGGCCUGUACAGAGGGAGAACAGAUCAGCUUUCUGUUUGACUGUAUUGCUCGAGGCAGCUCUCCAAGCAGGACACCAUUUGGCUUGCGCCCCUCUCUACCAGACCUGAGUGCUCAUGGAUCCUCUGUUGAGGAGAGGAUUAUGCAGGAAGCCAGCGAUCUGGAGAAACGCCUCAGCAUGCUGUCAGUGUGCAGUCGCCAGAGCAGCACAGCCUCCCACUCCAGCUCCACAGGAGAUGCCCGUAGCAUCUCAAGCUCUUCCUCUGAGACCAGCCACUCAGAUGCCUGCUUGAGCAGUCGUCUAGCAACAUGGGCUGACCCAGUACGAUUCCCCACGCCUACAGAGCCAUCAGUAUCCAUGUCAAGAGUGACAGGGUCGAGGCUAUCCAGUGAGGAGCAGCAUGAAGGACUACUCCACCCCCCGACCAAACCACCUUGCCCCAGAGGACUUCACGAGGCCGGGCGACAGAGCUCGACUGACAGCGGCAUCGCCACGGGAAGCCACUCGUCUUACUCCGGCAGCUUCUCAUCUUACACAGGCAGCUUGGACACUGCUCUGGGAGAGAUUGAGGAGUUGGGCUCAGUGAUGAGCCUCACACUGAACACAAAUUCCAGCACUAACCUGACUGCAAACCCCAACACUCCGUCUUUUACCUCUAACACAAACUCACGAGUUCCUCCACAGUUCCAGACCUCCAGCAUAUUUGCGAGCUCAGCUAACUUGCCACUUGGGCACAGGCCAUGUGUUUGCCCCACCAUCAUGGUAUCUGAAGCACAGGAGUUGGAGUACCAGGUACCUGUUCAACUCUUGCCGCACUAUGACACACCUCGCAGACUCGUCCAACCCCACCCCUUCACCUCCUCCUCGACCCAGAAGCUUGAGUCUAGCCUGUUAGAGCAACUGGGAAGCCCUGCUUCUAACAAACUGAUUACACCUGUGAGGCAGAGUGGGAGUGGUGAUGGAGCGCUACCUCCUGCAGGCUUGAGCAUGCACAGACACAUUCUCUGUCCUGUCUGUGGAGGAAUAAAGAUAUUAUUGACUUCUACACACACACGCUCCUCUCAUGUAACUGCUGGACUAGAAAAGUCAAGGCCUGAAAUGAGCGGUGCUGCAGAAUGUGGAGGUCCUGAGGGUGUGAGUAUGGGCCUCCCCACAGAGGGUGGGCAGUUAAACAGAUUUGACAUGAUAAGCAGCCAAGGUGCGCAGAAGAGCUUUUGGGAGAUUGAGGGACGUUCGUCAGCAGUGCCUACAUCUCCCAUGAGCUCUCUGAGGCUUUUCAGGCACUCAGCCUUGUCUGGGAAAUCAUUAGCUCUAUCGGGUGAAUCAGGGCCUACAGUCGCAGAUCGGUUUCAGGGGGAAUCUGGGAAUUACGUCAACAUCCCUGUUAGUCCCAUUUCUAAAAGACAGCUAAACUACAUGGAGCUGGACCUGCAGGAUGUACAGGAGACUGGUCACACUGUCAGAGGGGCCUCCAACACUAAAUAUGCACAGAUUGACCAUGCUGCGACAGAGAUGGCUCAGAGAGUCGGAGCCCAGCAUGCACAGGGCAGAGAGGAGAGACUACACGAACUAGAGCAAAGGAAACGCGGAACGCUGAACUAAACAUUCAGUGAACCAACUGAUGUGAUUUGUAAAUAAAGUACCAGCAUCUCUCAUGACUUUCAUCACCAUACAAGAUAUCACCAGUUGAUUCUGAACUCUCUGAUUUGUAUUAUGGAAUCUGAUAUGACUACAGUAAUACAGUUGGAUAUUCUGUCAACAAAUUAAGUGGACAUUUUAAAAGUCAUUGAUUUUGUGGUUUUAUAUAUUUUAUAGCAUUACUACUUACUAUUGAAGUAUGCUAAGAUUAUAAAAUAAGUAUAUAUAUAUAUCUUACUGUUAUGGUUAUGUACUUUUAAUGUAAGUACUUGAUAAUUUGUAAAUAGUCUGCCUUUUUUUCCCCAAAUGACCAACUUUGUACAUUUAUAGAUUUAAAUCUUAAAUGUACAAUACAUGAGAAAUAGAUUCUGUAUAUUUUUAUAUUUAUUCAUUUGGCAUUUCUAUCUUUAGUGCAAUAAACAAUCUAUUAAAUGAUUGAUAUUCAUUACUCAGAAAGUGAAAAUGUACAGGUACACUCAUCAAUUAUAGAGAGAAAAUUUAAUAUUUGAAAUCAACAACCAAACCCCUCAACUGGGCAACUUUAAAAGACCUUAGAUCACCCUAUAUUGACAUGGCUCUUUGCCUUUGUCUUUUCUAAUAGCUUCUUCCAAAUUUUUGGCUGUUUCUUGGAUUGAAGCUUAACAUAAAAUGUCCUUCCUUCUGUGCACGAGCACAAACUCUAUUCUCCAGUGCUACAGUAAUUGGCUGGAGCAGUGUUUUGCCAUUCGGUUAGAUCAGCAAUGUUAAAUUCUCAUUUACAGUGCCAGGCCUGUGUGCGGAGUGCAUUUCUAUUGCCAGACCGCACACAGACCUCAGCUAGCAGACCAGCAGGUUUGAGAACUUGAUGCCUGUAGACAAAUUACCCCACAAGGCCCCCAGGCAAAGCAAGUAAGUCUGCAGACACACACACAUUGAGGGACAAUAGAUUGAUUCACAUAGUUAGGCAAUGUGAUCCUGCAGAAUACCUAGAUUUAGCCACAAGAUUAUUCCAGAGUCAUCUGUCCACCAAUACAUCCAAGACAAGCUUAUCUCUAAAGCCUACAACUCCACCACUAUUAAUCAAAGAGCUUGCUAGUAAGAAUGCUGUUAAAAAAGACACCUACUUAACACACCACUCAAUUUCUCACACAAGCUCUUAAGGAGGAUCUACAAGGAAGAAAUAAAGAAAAAGAAAAUAAAGAUGUGAUGCAUGUACAGUAUUUCCUGUCUACUUCACAUUCUAUAUUUUAAAACACUGUACAUCGAAAAAAGUGACGUUAUUAGAAAAUUGAAUAGCUAUUACACAUUUAUGCUUCUUACGAAAGGUUCUGUAAAGCUUUGGUCAAAUUCCAUGAGGAAUUGUGGAUAGAAAAACAGUUUGAUGGCGACAGAAGAUGAUGAUGAUGCUGAUACAAGACAAUGACUAUUAAUCCAUAUGUGUUGCCUAUGCUUUGCAGACAAGCAGCACAAAAAGGUAGACCCUACACACUUACAGACCCUGGGGGACCAUGGUCAAUCCAAGUGCCUCACAACAAUGAGACAGGCAGUAUUAAGCAUGUAGGGCCCUAGGGAGACAUGCUCUACUGCAAGUUUCAGUGGCUGUUCCAGAAAGAUAAGGACUUGUAUAUAGAAAAUUUAUGGGCAAUUCAAUAAUGCAAGGAUGAGGUCACAGUGAAUACUAUCCAGAUAACAACU